Molecule: messenger RNA, 1513 nt
Organism: Carassius auratus (goldfish)
Lineage: Eukaryota; Metazoa; Chordata; Actinopteri; Cypriniformes; Cyprinidae
Product: ribonuclease inhibitor-like
Exons: 5
Coding region: 140-586 (148 amino acids)
Molecular function (GO): protein binding
Source: RefSeq, a predicted model, not a curated record
AGACGAGUGUCUCAUUAGAUUAUCAGCAGUCAUCAAAACCUGCAAAAGAGCUCUGCUAAAUGAUUGUGGCUUAACAGACAAAAGCUGUCCAGCUCUGGCUUCAGUUCUUGGAUCAGAGACCAGUCUGAAAGAGCUGAACAUGAACAAUAAUAAUCUGCAGGAUUCAGGAGUGAAGCUACUCUGCACUGGUCUGGAGAAUAUAAACUGUAAAUUAGAGAUACUGAGUCUGAAGAACAACUGUAUCACAGAAGGAGGUUGUCAUGUUCUGGCUGCAGCUCUAAAUUCAAACCCUUCAAAUCUGACAGAGCUGGAUCUGAGUGAGAAUAAACUAGGAAACCCAGGAAUGAAGAUCAUCUCUACUCUGUUUGAAAAUGUACAGUGUAGACUGGAAAAGCUGAAUCUGAAAAACAACUGUAUCACAGAAGGAGGUUGUCAUGUUCUGGCUGCAGCUCUAAAUUCAAACCCUUCAAAUCUGACAGAGCUGGAUAUGAGUGAGAAUAAACUAGGAAACCCAGGGAUGAAGAUCAUCUUGACUCUGUUUGAAAAUGUACAGUGUAGACUGGAAAAGCUGAAGGUGAGUGAAUAACCAGCGCUCUCUUCCACCCUCAAUACCACGACUGAGAUGAGACACCUGAACAAGAUCUGAACCCCCAACUGCUCCCUGUGCACUGCUGCAUAUGCUGCCCAAUCCCUGGUUGUCCCCUCUAAAAAUAUGAUUAAACAGCAUGAUGUGUAUUGUAAAUAACAGUUUUAUACUUAAACCUCGUAAGUAGUAAAACAAUGCCAACUGGGCAUGAAUAUGUGUUUUAAGUUUAUAAAUGUUUUGAGUCCCCCCCACCUUUGCCUCACAGUGCUUUGAUCCAAAUGCCUGCUUUCCUCUUUUACAUCACCUCAGUGUUGCCGAGUUUGUGGUUUUCAUGAGGAACUAGGCUACCUAUCACUGUUUCUGUGUGUUGAAGCGACCCCAAUAACAUAAUAUGAAUGUAAAUUUUACCGGAGAAACCCCACAGCAAAAUGUGUAUUUUACCCCCAGAAUGAAAUCUUUACUGGGGAACUCCCCUUGAAACCUAAUUGUGCUAGUAUUGAGUAGCAAUUAGGUGGGUUUUGUUGCGAAAACCCAGCAACCCAGCAAUACUGCAUCACCUACACACACACACACACACACCAGUGAGAGAGAAUAAAGUCAACAGUUGUGGAAAUCGACUGUCAAGGCUAUUUUAUUCACUUAAACAUCAUAUGAAGUAAUUAAUUUCUCUUUAAUACAGAUGAUGCCAAUGUAUUUUUCGAUUAGUUUGCUAUAGGGUUGACCCCAAACAGGUAGGGUUCAAGUGAUUUUCAAAACAUUUAAGCCAGUGUAUAUAUAUUGUUUACCUGAUAUAAGAUGCAUGUGGUUUUGAUUCAAGCACGUCAUUAUAGCCUAGUACUAUGGUGAUAUAUUUUCUGCGCACAGUGCGAGCAGGUCAAACUAAUGCAGAAUAUUAAUAAGUAUGACUGGACUGUCACACCCAUACCA